AUGCCUGCGAGUUGGUCGACACCAAUAGAGGAUCAGGUCAAGCUAAACAGCACCAUAGAGUAUCAGGUCAAGCUAAACAGCACCAUAGAGAAUCAGGUCAAGCUAAACAGCACCAUAGAGGAUCAGGUCAAGCUAAACAGCACCAUAGAGGAUCAGGUCAAGCUAAACAGCACCAUAGAGGAUCAGGUCAAGCUAAACAGCACCAUAGAGGAUCAGGUCAAGCUAAACAGCACCAUAGAGGAUCAGGUCAAGCUAAACAGCACCAUAGAGGAUCAGGUCAAGCUAAACAGCACCAUAGAGGAUCAGGUCAAGCUAAACAGCACCAUAGAGGAUCAGGUCAAGCUAAACAGCACCAUAGAGGAUCAGGUCAAGCUAAACAGCACCAAAGAGGAUCAGGUCAAGCUAAACAGCACCAGAGAGUAUCAGGUCAAGCUAAACAGCACCAUAGAGGAUCAGGUCAAGCUAAACAGCACCAUAGAGGAUCAGGUCAAGCUAAACAGCACCAUAGAGGAUCAGGUCAAGCUAAACAGCACCAUAGAGGAUCAGGUCAAACUAAACAGCACCAUAGAGGAUCAGGUCAAGCUAAACAGCACCAUAGAGGAUCAGGUCAAGCUAAACAGCACCAUAGAGGAUCAGGUCAAGCUAAACAGCACCAUAGAGGGUCAGGUCAAGCUAAACAGCACCAUAGAGGAUCAGGUCAAGCUAAACAGCACUAUAGAGGAUCAGGUCAAGCUAAGCAGCACCAUAGAGGAUCAGGUCAGCGAACUGGAAUCACUGGGGAUAUCAGCCUGUUCCCUUGACCUCGAUAACAUCUAA
Molecule: messenger RNA, 816 nt
Organism: Nematostella vectensis (starlet sea anemone)
Lineage: Eukaryota; Metazoa; Cnidaria; Anthozoa; Actiniaria; Edwardsiidae
Exons: 2
Coding region: 1-816 (271 amino acids)
Source: RefSeq, a predicted model, not a curated record